GCUGAAUGUGUUGCUGAUGAUACUGCCCGUCUCCAAAACCCUUUACGUGGAAGAGUUUUAGGGGUUGCUGUGCAGAUCCAUGGACGUGGACCCCUAUGCCAGCAUGCAGGUUGGGAUGCGGGUAGUUCGUGGAGUGGACUGGAAGUGGGGCAGCCAGGACAACGGCGAAGGGAAUGUUGGGACUGUGGUCGAGAUUGGUCGGACAGGCAGCCCAACCACUCCAGAUAAGACUGUGGUCGUGCAGUGGGAUCAAGGCAACAGAACCAAUUACCGGACUGGAUUCCAAGGGGCUUACGACCUUCUUCUGUAUGAUAACGCACAGAUAGGUGUCCGUCACCCUAACAUCAUCUGUGACUGUUGCAAGAAGCAUGGCAUACGGGGGAUGCGGUGGAAAUGCAAAAUGUGUUUUGACUAUGACUUGUGCACACAGUGUUACAUGAACAACAAGCACGACCUGUCCCACUCCUUCGAACGCUAUGAGACGGCACACUCGCAACCAGUCCUAGUGAGUCCUCGACAGAAUUUGACUCGCAUCACCUUAAAAGGGACUUUCCAGGGUGCUAAAGUAGUCCGUGGCCCUGACUGGGAGUGGGGUAACCAGGAUGGUAAGCUGCUUUUGAGAUGUCCUAUAAAACAUCUUUUCUUUUUUUUCUUCUUUCUUUUUGCCAAAUUGCUAGUUGAAAAUGCAUCUGCUGAGCAGUAGCUUCUAGGGGAGCUGUUCAGAUCAUGCAGGUUGCUGUUCUUUA
Molecule: messenger RNA, 746 nt
Organism: Leptosomus discolor (cuckoo roller)
Lineage: Eukaryota; Metazoa; Chordata; Aves; Leptosomiformes; Leptosomidae
Source: RefSeq, a predicted model, not a curated record